UUUUGGAGUGGAAAGGGGGUCUUCCCCGCGCGGACAAGGACCGUUCUUCUGUAGAGUCGAGCAGCUAGGCCGGCGACACCAGAGGCAGAAACGGUCCGAAGCGAACGCUGAUGGGAGGACCGUCCUGAGGCACAUGGGGUUGAUGACGACGACGACAGCAACGGCAGCAGCAGCGGCCAUAGAACGAAGCGAAAACCUUAAAGUUGAUGAAAUUGGUUUGUGCUGAACCUAUAUCAUCUUUGGAUCUUCAAAACUGCCGUCUUCGUUUUUCCGGCAAGAAAGUAGACGAUACCGUUGUGCGUCCGUAUGCAUUAGUGUGCCGGUUCUUCUUUGACUAAUUAGUCUUUAUUUAGUCUAAUUAGUCAGUAUUUAUUACUGCGCUUUUCGAAACUUUCAAGUAUGCGUAAGUUAUUAAUGGCCGUUUGAUACGAAGAACUUAUGUUGGUUGGCUCGUUCUAGCCAAAACUGACUAGAUAAAACGUGGAUUAACAUUAGUGUGUAAAAAAAAUCAACGGUAACACAAAUGGAAGUGUGAAUAUUGUGCGUUGUGAGAACGUUUGCUUUGUGAUAACUGUUGAUGGAAUAACUGAUUAAUUUGUCAUUGCUGCAAAACGAACGAGAUAGUGGACGAUUUAGUGACUGCUACGUAGAAUACAGAGUAAAAUAGGGAAAUCGAAUUUAGGAUCUUCAAAUUGAACGCUCCCAACUAGCGAGUUUUAUAAAACGUUUUGUGCAGUGCCAAACCCGAUUCGAGUCCAAUUACCCAGAAUUGGAAACGACAGCUGCCGCAGCAACGAGAAUGGGUCUGGUCCAAAAACUGAAACGGAAGUUUUGGUACACCCGUAUGCUCGAAGGCUGUGGUCGUCUAGUAAAAUCAUGUCUGCUUGUAUCCAACAUCCUCACAUUGUUCGGUGGUAUAUUGGUCCUUUUUGUCGGCCUCUGGACCCUUGCGGACAGGAGUUUUAUGGCCCGCCUUUUAGGCUCUGACCUAUACGUAUCUUCGGCGGUUAUACUCGUCACCAGUGGAGGACUCGUGAUAUGCGUUUCAUUUCUUGGUUGCAUCGGGGCCUUCAAAGAAAUAAAAUGUCUUCUAUUAACUUUCUUCGUCAUACUGUUCAUGAUCUUCAUUAUUCUACUCGUUGGAGGAAUUCUCGGCUACGUCUUCCGAAACGAGGUCGGCGAGCGAAUGUAUCAAGAGAUGAUUAUGACAAUUCCAGCAUAUGGAAAUGACACCGACGUCACGGAGGCAUGGGAUGCCGUACAGCAUCACUUCGAAUGUUGCGGAGUUCCCGGACCGACUCCCAAUGAGAAGCCAUACAAGAUCUGGCUCCUGAAUAUCUAUUUCAACGAUAAGAAACAGGUUCCUGAGUCGUGCUGCAUACGAAAAGAAUGGAUAGCGGAUUGCCAAGCGAACCCUAUGGAGAGCAGUACUUAUAUGGCUAAUUGCCACACUCGAGUGCGCGACUUCGUGGAAGAUCAUGCGCGCACAGUCGCCGGUGUCGGUAUUGGGGCAGCAGCGCUUCUACUGAUUGGGAUGAUUCUUAGCUGUACGAUGGCCAUGAUGAUUCAGUGAAAUUCUCCCAUUUCACACCUGUAACCCACAACGUUGCCCUGUCGCGCUCGACCAGGUCGCUGCCGACCCCAGCUAUAUCAGUCGAUGGGUUAAGGGAAGAAGAAGAAGUAGUACUUGUCGAAUUUAGCGUAGUUAUUUUUCUCGCUAUACCCUAAUACUGCCGUCUAAAGACCGCGUGUGAGUUGUUAACCGUGUCCAUGCACACGAUUGCGGUGCUAAACUGCCUAUUAUGCGUGCGACAUCUUGAGAAGGUUCAAAUGAAGUUACUGAAAAGUCACAUGUAAUGAUUCAUUGCAUAUAUUCUUCACCUCUCAGAUGAUCUCGGCUGCAUCGAAGCUGCGCAACAGCUAGUACUACCGUAAACAGAUAAAUGGUAAACUGGGUGUGAGGUUUGUACGACACAUCAUUAUUAUAAUUGUGAGCAUGCGUGAGAUACGUUAGUUAACAUGAAUACAAUGAAUUAAACCAAAUUAGCUGAAGAAACGAAGUUACGGUAGUUCGUUGAUUGGGCAACAGUUCGCGACGCCUAUUUUUUGGUGAGUACAGAAUAAAGCAACCUCGUUGAAGACCGCGUGAAGACAGGUCUCAAUAAGUUAGCCAUACUACAAACUAUUACCGUUAUAAUACUCGGCAUAGAUCAAAUGCAUCGCUAUGCAAUCAAGACCGCCGCACCCGUAUCCACUACAAAAGGUCUAAAACCGAUUUAUCCUAUUCUUAAGUACGUCCGCAGUGCUCGUCGUCAUCGAGAUCGGCGAAGUAAUAUUUAUGGGGCAAAUCGAUGAGAGGGCUAUACUGAAGCUGACGUGAUAAUAGUAAAAUCUUCUCGAAUUUUUAAUGUGUUCUUAAUUAGCUAAACAUAUAUCGUGCUAACACACGUCUUGCACGGUGCGCCGUACACCAAGUUAGACAAAACCAAUCUUAUUGUUACAACGAGUGCUCUUCUGGAAUUUUCCGUUUAUUAUACGCCUACCUGUUGUGUUGUCAGAUACUUGUACAGCGUGUAAAUAUAACAGCAUUAUAAUAGUGGAAAAACAUACAAAACGCGCCAUGAAGACACAGCGUAGUUUAUAUUUAGCGGAAAAUUUUUAGUUGAUUAUACCAUCGAAAGACCCGAGCGAGAUCUUCACGACGUGAAAAUUUCGUAGAGGAACAAACCAGUGUAGAGGUUUUAGACAAAGACAAUUAUU
Molecule: messenger RNA, 2760 nt
Organism: Varroa destructor (honeybee mite)
Lineage: Eukaryota; Metazoa; Arthropoda; Arachnida; Mesostigmata; Varroidae
Product: CD151 antigen-like
Cellular component (GO): plasma membrane
Source: RefSeq, a predicted model, not a curated record